Molecule: messenger RNA, 1529 nt
Organism: Coffea arabica (coffee)
Lineage: Eukaryota; Viridiplantae; Streptophyta; Magnoliopsida; Gentianales; Rubiaceae
Source: RefSeq, a predicted model, not a curated record
UAAAGGUACAACAACAAAUUGCGGGAACUGAGAUUCUGAUCCCUUUUCCUUUUUUUCCCCUUUAACUCGGCUUUUUAUUUAUUUCAGUUACGUAUUCUUCUGAUCUGAUCUGAUGGCCAAGAUAGUUCACAGCCCAUGUCAUUUACUAGUAUUUCUGUGGUGAUUGUCUUUUUCCCACUGAUACCGCAGCAGACUCGUUUUGAAGUCCCCUUGAAAUCUGUGAAUUAUUUUGGAGUUUUGCAUGCCAGAGAGGUGGUAUUAGUUUCUGGGGCUAGCUAGCUCUCACAAAACUUCUUACUCCUACUUUUCUUUUUUGGUUGGUUCUGUGAAGAGGUGCACCAAAACCCGUUUCUUUCUUUCUCUUUUUUCAUUUCCUAUUUACCUGCUGAGCCAAAGCACAUCAAGCUAGAUUCCAUCCUCACCCUCCUCCUGACCCAUCACGCAAAAACCCAACCCUUCGGCCUAUAUAUUUCAUGUGUUUCGGUGGCGGUGGGGAUAUUGGGAAUUCAUCAUUUCCCUAUCCUUUUCUUGAUGUUUUAGGUCUUAAAGUCUGAAGGGCUUUUGACAAUGGCUGAGUUUGACACUGGGGGUGAUGGAAAGGAGUCAAUGUUGGAAGAACAAGAUAUGCAAGAAGAAGAUGUGUGGGGAGCGAUGAGGGAAAGAGACAGCUCAGGUUUGAAGUCCAGAAAAGCAAAGGAGUCUCCAUCUGCAUGCCGCAUUCCUCCUCUUCCAAGAGUGGUUCCGAGAGUUCCCAGCGGCAGCUUUGAUCCCCGGGCGGCGGUGGAGCUGGUGGUGCAUCAACGUCAUCAUCACCCUAACCAAUCAUCUGCUCCUUUGGACAUUUCCAACUGGUCCGAAAUCUAUGGUACCAGCAAGAAUUCACCGGAUAUCAACAGCAACUCGAGGAAAGGUGCAUGUGCUGUGAAGGCUGAUGAUCAUGGCCGUCUUUCUGCUGAUUCUGCGAAGUGUGAUGAUGAUGAUGAUGAUAGCGAGGAAAUGAUCCCACCGCAUGAAAUUGUUGCAAGGAGGAUGGCAAGGAGUCCAGUUGUUUCUUACUCCAUGUGUGAAGGAGUUGGGAGGACUCUCAAAGGAAGAGACCUUUGCACAUUGAGGAAUGCCAUUUUGGCAAAAACUGGUUUCCUAGAGUCAUAAUCUUUUCACUAGAUCAUCUUCCUGACAGGCUCUUCCAUCACCGUCAUUUUCAUGUGAAUAAGGAAGGGCAUCAGAAAAAUGCCUCCAUUAAACCAAUAUCAUAAUCCUCUCAAAAAAGAAAAAAUAUCAUCAUCAUCAUCAUGAGUCCUUUUCAUUGGCUCUUAUCAUUAGAUCAAGGGCCCAAUGUUUUUUUUUUCUUUUUAAAUUUUAGUUGCAUGACUAAAUAGGAUUAGGAUUUAUAAAAAAAAAAAAAAAAAAAAAUUCAUGCUGGAAGAGGUGAAAGGGGGGCAUAGGUUUUUUGUCACCUUUCCCUUGAACAGCUUCUUGUGACAGAGAAAACAGUUUUAGAAUCUGGAAUUUUGUCGGGAAGAUUUGUA